Messenger RNA from Plectropomus leopardus (leopard coralgrouper), 2608 nucleotides. Lineage: Eukaryota; Metazoa; Chordata; Actinopteri; Perciformes; Serranidae. The record is from RefSeq and is a predicted model, not a curated record.
CCACAGAGCUGGGUAAAAAUGGCUGACGUUGAUUUCGGAGAUCGUGAGCUCUUUGAGCAGCUUGAUGACUCCGCACCGCCGGUCCCGACACAUAUUCGCUUCACAGAUGACGAGGAGGAGCAGGAGGAGACGAGCCUGCUCCGGAGCAGGCUGGAGGAGAGCGAUGAUUACAUCCAGAGGCUCACCGAGGAGAAUAAAUCUUUAAGAAGAAAACUGAACAUCUUGACACGACCAAGCGGCAUCUCGAUUGAAGAUGUCAACAUUGACGGGCCAGCUCUUCAAAUCCUUUAUGUGAACAACAUCAUUUCAAAGCAGUGUCGACAAGAAAUUGAAGAUUGCAUCUGUGGCGUGAUUUUGAAGCACCAGAAUCUCAGCAAGGACAAGAAAAAUGCCAUCUAUCAAAUGAAAGCUCAGAAUUCAGCUUUUGCUUUGGAAGAAGAUCUGCAGAAGUCUUCCUCCAGUAGUGUUAAAACAACAACAGAAGCAUUUAAAGUGGUUGGGAGUGUCUUAUAUUUCACGACAUUCAGCGUUGAUAAGCUUGGACAGCCUCUGGUGAAUGAAAACCCCCAGCUGACAGAGGGAUGGGAAGUUCCAACCUAUCACCAGGUUUUCAACCAAGUCGUUGGCACAGAUGGACAGGAGAUAGAAAUGAAAGACAAACGACCCAAAUCUAUGUGUUUCAACUGUGGUUUGAGUAGUCAUCAGAUGAGAGAUUGUCCCAAGCCUAAAGACAUGGCUGCAAUUAAUGAGAGAAGAAAGGAGUUUAAUCAGAACAACAACCAGGGCAUGCAGAGUAACCAGCGAUACCACGCGGAUGAAGUGGAGGAGCGUUUUGGUAAAUACAAACCUGGAGUCAUGAGUGAGGAGCUGUUGACAGCGCUGGGAAUUGAUGGCAACACCCUCCCUCCUCUGAUUUAUCGCAUGAGGCAGCUCGGCUACCCACCAGGUUGGCUCAAAGAGGCAGAGAUGGAAUACUCCGGCCUAACGCUGUACGAUGGAAAUGUGUCAAAUGAUGGUAAUGUAACAGACAAUACCAAUUCCCAAAACACCUCUUAUGAUGUUUCUAAACUGGUGGAUUUCCCCGGCUUCAAUGUACCUGCAUCACACAACAUGAAAGAUGAGUUCAUGCAGUAUGGAUCUAUUCCAAUGCAGUCCAGUCACAUGAAGCAAAAUUACGCAGCGUACCUGUCCAACAACUUCCCUAUGCCUGGUGCCACCUGCAACAAAAGACAGCAUGAUUCUGACUCAUCCCCACAGCAACGGAAGAAGACAAGGACAAGUCCUGAUCGACACUCGGACAGGAGCUCGGACAUGGAUAUUGAAUCGGACCCAGGAACACCUUAUCAUCAUGGCCAAGGUGACUUCCAGUUCCAACCUCCGCUGCCUCCUGGCUCCCCGUGCUUUAGCUCACCUCCUCCUUUACCCCAGGGUACUCCACCUGCCACACCCACUCCCCCACCUCUCCCUAAAGGGACACCUCCUCCCACACCCACCAACGGCUCUCCAGCUCUGCGAGGGCAUAACUGGGUAGUACUUGAUGAGACCGUGGCACAAACAGAAGAUGAAUUUACACUGGAAGAACUCGAGGAGCAACAGAGGCUGAUUUGGGCAGCUCUACAAAACGCAGAAACUAACACUAAUAGUGACUCUGAUACACCUGCAGCGGGAACACCUGUACCCAGUUCACCAAGUGUGUCCACACCCGUGCAUGUCGACACAGAAACGGAGGAGGGUGAUGAAGCAAUGGAAACAACAAAACCUGCAGAAACUUGCCAAAGCAGUGAAAGUCAAACCGGACUACCAGGGAUUCGCUGUCAGAGCCCUGGGUCAAUAAAAGUCGAAGACGACAGCCCUAAGAGUCCUGGGCCGAUAAAGGUCGAAGACGACAGCCCUCAGAGUCCUGGGCCGAUAAAAGUUGAAGACGAUAGCCCUCAGAGUCCUGGUCCAGUGAAAUCCCAAGAUGACAGCCCGCAGAGCCCUGAUCCAAUCAAAAGCCAGGAAGACAACCCGCGGAUCCUUGAUCUAGGUCCCCCUAAUGAGGGGGCUGGAGAUUGUCCUUCUCCCAGGCCUGACGGAAAGAUAACAGCUGUUCCUCAUCGCAGCAAGUUUGCGGCCGGCAUUGUUCCAUUUGAAGAUACACCAGAGUUCACAGAAGUUGCUGAAGCCACAGGGACAUAUCUUCGUAUCAGAGACUUGCUUAAAUGUUCCCCUAGAAGUUUGGCGAAGAAAAAAUAAAAAUGCACAGUCUUUAUUUGGAACACAGGGAUACAUGGAUAUUUUUUUAAACAAAACUUCUAUUUCCAUUUUCACGAUCAUCUUAUCAAGCAUAUUUUUAGCCGUUAUUUUGUGCCUGGUCAAAUGUCUAUGGCUGUGUAUAUACAUGUGAUCUGUAAACAUACAAGUCAGGGCAUUGAGGAGUACUGCAACAGUUUGUAGGCUUUGACCAAUUAAUCUCAGUUUUUGUAGCAGUUGUCUCACUCAUGCUGUUUAUUUUAUUGUACAAUUUGUAAAAUGGUCAUUCCUCGACCUGUAUUAAUUUUAAUAUUAUGGUGUUUAAAUGGCUUUUUCUAUUUUUGUCAUUUGAAUUGCUCUAAAAUCAUUGAGUAAA